AUGUGGCGACAACUUAAGAAGAAGUCAACAGAACAAAAUAAUUUCAAAUCAGAACAUAUGAUCCAAGCGAUAAAGUUAGCUGAAGAAAAGAAGAAAAUGCAAGAAGAGAAAGAGAGAGAGCAAGCAGAAAUGAGGAAGAAGAGAGCGGAGUCAAGGGUAGGAGCAAGUGCUGGGGGAGAUCCGGUAACCCAGAGCACGUCAUCAGGACCUGCACCGACAACAACGAGUGGGAAGUCGGCUAUAGAGAUCAAGAGAGAGAUGAUAGAAGAAGACGAGCAUCAGGAAAGAGGUGAAAGGAAUCAAGAUGAGGAAGGACCGCCUAAAGAAGUGCAAGAAGACAAGAGAAAAGAUGAUAACCCGAAUUCAAUGUUCAACAAUUCCGACACGAAUGAAAGUGAAGAAUCGGAAUCAGAAGUGGAGGUAGUGGAGAAGAAGAAAAAGAGGAAGAAAGGAAAAGCAAAGAGAAGGUCUUCAUCAGUCUCGUCACAGGAAAGGAGCGAUAGAAGAGGAAAUGAAGAGGAAUUUGGAUACCUGAUAGAAGCAGAUCAAAUUAGAACAGACGGAGAGUCGGUUCGAGAAAAGAAGUCGAUGAACUCGAAGAAGAAACAAGAGAAUAGACCGGUGUCAGAUGACAGACCGUUGCUGGACCGAUUAGUAGAAGCCCUUGAAGGGAAAGGAGAGGGUGAUAUCGACGCCUUGAGAAAAGAAUACAAGAUGCAAUCAUUCCAACAAGACAAGAAGACGGGUUGGAGACAGAACAGGAGACAAAGAGGGGGUAAUCGGGGGCACUGGAACAAUCAGGAGGAAACGUCGACAUCGGCAACGACCCAACCACCUCCCUACUUCCGGAAGAAGCAAACGGGGAAGGAGUGGGUAGCACUGGGCCAGAAACACGCGAAUAACCAGGCAUUGGUUGCGAACAGAGGAGGGAAAGGUAAUGGGAAAGGGUAUGGGAAAGGACAAACAGCCACCCGAGAGAGUAGAGCUUUCAGAAAGUCUGAAACUGACCGAGAGAGCCGAAGUGAGUCGAACAAAGAAGGACUUGAGGAGCGGAGAGAGACCAGCAAAGGAGAGAGGCGCAAGUGUUCAGGAGGCCGAGGAAGAACAACAAAGCCCUCGACAGAUCGACGAACAGGACCUGUUCGAAAGAGGUUCAGAAGUGUCAGAGAGCGACGAAGAGGUGGAGGAAUCAGAAGAUGA
Molecule: messenger RNA, 1200 nt
Organism: Melampsora larici-populina 98AG31
Lineage: Eukaryota; Fungi; Basidiomycota; Pucciniomycetes; Pucciniales; Melampsoraceae
Exons: 4
Coding region: 1-1200 (399 amino acids)
Source: RefSeq, a predicted model, not a curated record